Molecule: messenger RNA, 4540 nt
Organism: Bradysia coprophila
Lineage: Eukaryota; Metazoa; Arthropoda; Insecta; Diptera; Sciaridae
Gene: Ac76E
Product: adenylate cyclase type 2 Ac76E
Biological process (GO): cAMP biosynthetic process; adenylate cyclase-inhibiting G protein-coupled receptor signaling pathway; adenylate cyclase-activating G protein-coupled receptor signaling pathway
Cellular component (GO): plasma membrane
Molecular function (GO): adenylate cyclase activity
Source: RefSeq, a predicted model, not a curated record
UAUAUUCAGUCUGCGUCCAACAGUUUCCGUGAGCGUCUCGACGUUCGGAUGAAAAGUUCGCUUGACUUUCAAUCGGUAUAAUAGAGAAAAUACUUUUACGUGUUUGGAACGGUUCAACAGAGUAAUAAUCGUUUUUCGUUUUCAAAAUUUUGAUUUGAAAUGUGAUUGAACGUAAACGAUAAUAGUGAGGUGAUGAUUAUGAAAUUUAAAAAAAUUUAAAUGAGAAAAGAAAAGAAAAAAUUAAAUUGAAAUGAAUGGGUGAACGUUUCUAUUAAAAGUUAUCGAAAUAAAUGUGAAAAAAAAAUUAUCAAAAUCUUCGAAGAGUGCGUCUUAUAAUUCUAACACAACAUACACUCGAACAGCUAUUUUCGGAUAAUAUAUUUUUGCUGGAUUAAUUUUUUAUGAUACACACACUUCGUCUAAAUAAUAUUUUUAAAUAAAUAUUGUGCGAGGUUUUUGUUGUUGGAUAAAAAACGAAGAUAUUUAAAAUUGGUGACUCGCGAACAAUCGUGGUCGUCUUUUGAUUAAGCUGUUUGUGUUUUUUUUUCAUUCGUGUUAAAUGUUGACAUAAAUAUUACACAAACUACAAAUUGUGGCUUUUACAUUUUCGAUGACUUAAUUUGGACAUGAAAGCCGCUACAACAAAAACAAGGAACAAUCAAAUUUAAGUUCAACAAUAACAACAACAACGGCAACAAAAAUAUUGUGCUUUCGAUGUACCCAAAGAAGUGAAAAGUUAUAAUAAAAAAAAAAACGAAAAAUAAAAAUGAAAUCAAAUCGUUUGAUAAAAUCUCAGUGAAAAGCGUUAAAAGUAUGCACAACGUUCUUUCGAUAUAAGUUUUAAAAAAAAAUUCACACGAAACGAAAGCUCACAAAAGCAACAAUGUACAAAAGUUGUAAUACCAAAGACACCAUGUUUCCGGAUUCAAUUCGAGAAGACGAAGAAGAUUCGGACGUGGAAACGGCCGAAAAUUCGCAGUUGGAUGAUUUAUAUACCAGCUACCGACAGCGGCUGAGAAAAUCACUUUUCAUCUCUGGAUUGACCACCGCUUUUGUGGCUUUUGUAAUUUCAGCAACAUUUCAGCAAAAGACAUUUGUUGAUUGGAUGCUGGUGAUUUUCGCUAUUCUGGUCAUAUGCGGAGUAUUAUUAGCAGUUCAAUUUCCGGUUGUUAUAAGCUCGCCGGUAGCUGCGUUGGCAUUUUCAAUUUUAACCACAGCAUCACUUGGUACGGUGGCUACCAUCGUUGGAGGUACAUUCGCGCCGUUGUCAAUGUUUGCGCUGAUAUUGGGCGUUCAUACGAUGCUACCAAUAUCAUGGCCUGUCUCCGUUGUCUUAGCUGUGCUGCUAUCGAUAAUCCAUUUAAGUUAUCGGAUAGCAUUCAAUUUCAAUGCGUUUCCAACUCUAUUUAUGGAACAGCUUAUCGCUGAGGAGCUUUUGUUGGCAACAGCCAGUGUAUCUGGAUUGUAUUAUCGCAUUAUGUCAGAUGCGGCGCAUAAUCGUACUAUUAUGGGAACACGUACAGGCAUUGAACAAAGAGUCAAAUUAGAAUGCGAACGUGAACAACAGGAGCAGUUAUUGUUGAGUGUGAUACCUGCGUACAUAGCGGCUGAGGUCAAACGCUCCAUCAUGAUUAAAAUGGCCGAUGCAUGUCAGCGUGCUGGCGGACAACAGACACGAUUCCACGAAAUGCACGUUCAACGGCACAACAACGUGUCCAUUUUAUAUGCAGACAUUGUGAACUUUACGCCACUGUCCGAACAACUUACCGCCAGUGAUUUGGUGAAGACGCUCAACGAAUUAUUUGGUCGAUUCGAUCAGAUAGCUCAGGAAAAUCAAUGUUUGCGCAUCAAAAUUCUGGGAGAUUGUUAUUAUUGUGUGUCGGGUCUACCAAUUUCGAGACCACAACAUGCAGAGAAUUGUGUCAACAUGGGAUUGCAAAUGAUCGAGGCUAUACGAUUUGUACGAAUGGCAACUGGUUUCAAUGUUGACAUGAGAAUUGGUAUACACAGCGGAAAUGUUUUAUGUGGUGUGCUGGGUCUACGAAAAUGGCAAUUCGAUGUGUGGAGCGACGAUGUUACACUUGCAAAUCAUAUGGAAAGCGGAGGUGUGGCUGGCCGUGUGCAUAUCACAAAAGCUACCCUUGAAUAUCUCGGUGAUAAAUUCGAAGUUGAGCCUGGUGGUGGUGCAUCGAGAGAAGCAUACCUCGCCGACCAUAAAGUGGAAUCAUAUCUUAUCAUUCCACCAAAGAAGUCGUCAUUAGAUCUAUCUAAAAUCAACGAGAACGACACCAAACCGGACUCCUUAUCAGUCAGCAGUAAAAUUGUGUCAAUAGCUGAGCCAAUCGAAAGUCCUAAGUCUCCGUCAGAAGAAAUGGUCAAGACUCCCGAAGAAAAAUCCAAAAACCAAUUAACACCAACCAUAACCGAGGAGAACGAGCUGGACGAACCGAUAAAUAACAAUAGCAAAUCAUCCCUAUCAUUGCCGGUCGAAGCUCCGCCCAGUGGACCAGUCGAACGAGACCGACGGAAACUGUCUGUCCAGGGUUUGAUGGCAUUCGCUGAGCGUCGACGAUCGUCUAGCACAUUUUCGGAUAUGAGAAAAAUGUCUGUGUCGAACGGUGAUGGCAUUCACGUUCGAUCUCCAGGUGGAAUUGCCACCCCUGGAGGACCUCCAUCUCGAUCGCGACCAUCUUCGAAAAUGACCAAGUACGUUGAAUGUUGGGGUGCGGAUAAGCCUUUCGCAAACAUUACCGAUUCGAAAAUGGCAAAAAAUAUUGGCCUAGCGAGUAUCGCAAUGAUUGAAUCGAAUUUGUUACCACCGGAACGACGAUGCUCCGAUUUUAAUUGUUUUGGACCACCGACAGAACUUCGACCAGUAACAAUGUGGUAUAGAAAUAGUACCAUCGAAUCACAGUACCGCGAACAGCCAGAUCCUCAUUUUCGCUUUGAUUUAGUUUGCUCGUUUAUCAUGUUUAUAUCAAUAGGACUGUUACAGUUGAUUGUUAUCCAUGGCAAUGUUGUCGUGCUUGGAUCUACUGGCGCUACGCUUAUAGCAUUAAGUUUAUUUUUAUAUUUAAGUCAUUCACAAAUGUCCGAAUCAUCAGAUGUGGGAAACAAUGGACCUGGUCAAAUCAUUGCUUCCAGUCGACCCAUCCGGAUGGCCAUAUUCGUAGUGUCAAAUUUUCUGAUAGCUGCCUGUGCAGUAUUCAGCGUGAUAAAUUACGAACGAACAACAAAUCUCAAUGUUUCAUCAAAUUCAACAAAUCUGCUGAAUUCUACGGUCGAACAGAUGGAAGAUCAACUGACUACCGCCAAUCCUGAUGCUAUAUUCGUUGAUAUAGCUUAUCCAUCGUAUAGAUCUCAGCCAAUCGAGACGGCACCAGUGUACCUCUUUUGCUGUGCUCUGACGCUAGCAUCGAUUUCGGCUUUUCUCAAAGCUGGCUUUGUGUUCAAAUUUAUUUCUAUGAUCAUUUGUAUAGGCGUGCAUAGUGCCGUAUUGUGGUCGAGCAAUCUGUUUAGAGAUUAUAACAACAGUGCAGACUACGGCUUGGCAGUACAAGGGGCGUUGUUCUUAACACUAAUUGCAAUCGUCCUCCAUAUAUUAGACCGGCAAGGUGACCUGGUUGCACGAACCGAUUUCCUAUGGAAAGCCAAAUUAAAAGUUGAACAAGAAGAAGUUGAAACGAUGCGAGGAAUCAAUAAGAUAUUACUCGAAAAUAUACUGCCGGCUCAUGUGGCACAACAUUUUUUGCGUAAGGAUCGUUCAAAUGACUUGUAUCAUGAAAGUUAUUCUUGUGUAGCUGUUAUGUUUGCCUCUAUCCCCAAUUACAAGGAAUUUUACGAUGAAACAGAUGUCAAUAAACAAGGGUUGGAAUGCUUGCGGCUGUUGAAUGAAAUAAUUUGCGAUUUUGAUAAGUUGUUAUUGAAACCGAAAUUCAGUGGCAUUGAGAAAAUCAAAACUAUUGGCAGUACGUAUAUGACCGCGUCCGGAUUGAGACCCGGUAAAGAAGAAGGUGCAAUGAUUAAAAAUGAGGCGGAUGAAAGACGUAUGGAAGAGCACAACGUAACGGUGGUGGUGGAGUUUGCAAUUGCUUUGAUGUCCGUUUUGGAUCAAAUAAACCGUGAAAGUUUUCAACGUUUCCGUUUGCGUAUUGGGUUGAAUCAUGGUCCGGUCAUUGCGGGCGUUAUUGGUGCUCAAAAACCACAAUAUGAUAUUUGGAGCAACACCGUCAAUGUGGCAUCACGAAUGGAUUCAUGCGGAGUAAUGGGACGGAUGCAGACGACCGAGAGUACAGCAAACGUUUUAAUGGCAGCAGGAUACACAUGCGAUUGUCGUGGUCCCAUUUAUGUGAAGGGUAAAGGUACACUCACCACGUAUUUCGUGAAGACCCCGUUUGAUGAUAAGAUAUAAACCAGAGAAUCGUACACAUUUUUUUCGAAUCACACUAUACCUACCAUAGCUACCUACCUACCAUACUACUUGUUGACUGCUAUAUUUUAAUUAUAUUUUUUAUGAAAUAAAUUUAAAUUAAUACAGAGA